Molecule: messenger RNA, 8283 nt
Organism: Amoebophrya sp. A120
Lineage: Eukaryota; Dinophyceae; Syndiniales; Amoebophryaceae
Source: the annotation of a GenBank genome assembly
GACCAAUCCAGCGACAAAAACUGUGCACAGUUUUCUCGAAAUUAGAGCCCCCGCUUGUUCUUCUGUAAAACACUUCUAUUUUCAUCUUCAUCAUUAUACUCCAGCGACCGCCUUAUCGUUUUUGUACUGGUAAUGUUAUUCCUAUUCUCAUUGAAUGAAUCACAGAGCACGAUAGAAGUAAAACGAACUGACCAAGCACGUCGGAAUAGUAUUUGUUUUCUUCUCUAAAAAUCUGCUUCAUAGAAAUCUCCUCCUCGACGACGUGUGCUUCAAAAGCAAGUAGAAAAUGCAAUCAGCUACGGGAGGCACAAUGAUCUCAACAACGUCCUCCGCAGACGUUGCCACCGCAGCUGCUUUCAGCUCCGUCGGUGCAGCUGCCGGGACGAUGGUCAAGGGGAACAAGGUGAAAACUGUGAAAAAAUCAAUGAAAAAAACCCCUUUGUCGAAGAAGGGAAAGAAAAUGAAGAAAGCCGGUGGGGCAAGCAAGAAGCCUGCCUCGUCGGUAGUACUCACGAAGCAGGGAGACGCACAAGCGAAAACAGCUCCUGCUGCAAGUAAGAAACCGUCACAGGAUGAAUCCGUAUCACAGACAAAUGGUGGAGUAGCAGCACAGCUCGACGGGGAAGGAACGCCAGCGCCAACGACCAAAUCGAGAAACGCGAAGCAGCGAGCGCGGAAGAAGAGUAGUAAAAAUAAGGUGCUAAAUUGGAAGCCGGUGAGCCUACCGAAUGAAUUUCGAGCUACUUGGGACGAAAGUGGGAAGGUGAAUUACGGUGAGAUGUUCGGAGUAACGGUGGAAGAGUUGGACGCAGGUGACUACGAGAUUUUCGGUCUAGAUAAGAAAACGCAAACCUCUACUACCUCCGGCAUACAAGCUGGCGAUAUUACGGCAGCAGGGAAGAACAAGAAGACGACUACUAAAGUCAUGAAGAAGAAGGGAGCUGCUGGUCCUGCGACAAACAAGAACUCCGCUGUAGUCACAACCUCGUCGACCUGCUCUUCCGAUGUAAUUAGUGCUGCUGAACCUGCAGCUGCGACGAAGGCGGAGAACGAGAAGCAUAAAAAUCUGAAGCGUGCGCGAACCGACCACUCAGAACCUGGUGGUGCUGGUGCUUCGCUGGGUGGAAGCAAAAAGUCUACCUCUGCUCUUUCUACUGGGGACGAAGAUCAACAUGUCAGGGCAGAAGAAAAAGUGGCAGCUGAAUUAUCGGAUCGUGAUGCACCAAGGUCUGCUUCGCAACUGAAGAAAGGAAAAGAGAAUAGUACGAAGAGUAAGAGAAGCGAGAAGAAGGAACAGCAGACGUCUGCAGCACCUGUAAAACGUAUUGCAGAAGUGGCAAAGUGUACUAGCAACAAGCAAGAGAGCCAGCAAAUAAAGGGUGAUAAAUCGUCCUCACCGACCACAUCAACGAAAAGUAAGGGUCGCGGCGACGAAACUUCUACAGCCACCUCCUGUCCGCCGGAGUCCGAAAUCGCGAAAAUCGAGAAAAAUUGGAACCCGGACAACAGUCUCCCCUUCCCCCUCCACCCUGCUCUUCUGCAAGGGUUAGCGCACAAGAAGUUCUACCGGCCCUCCGCGAUCCAGCAGGCCUGUCUGGUGCCGGCGCUCGCCGGGAAGGAUAUCGUCGGCGUUGCGGAAACGGGCAGCGGAAAAACGCUGGCCUUCGGGUUGCCCGUACUGCAAAAGUGUUUGGAGAUGAAAGAAACAAAAAAUCAUGGGACAACUAGUGGAAGCAGGAGUAAUAAAGAUGAACUCGGAGGACGACUCCAGGACCUGCAAGUAGGUGAAGAAACCACGACGACGGCAACUACAGCAGCAAGUUCUAGUACCUGCUGUCCUGCACGAGAGCAGUCAUCCAAUUCCCCUCUCGUCGGCUUGAUUAUUGUCCCGACGCGGGAACUUGCGCAGCAGGUGAAAAAGCACUUGGACGACGUCGUGCAGAAGUUUGCCGCCCUGCCAGGCAGCGCGGUACUGCCAGCAUCAACAUCAUCUCAGCAUCACGAGUAUAAACAGCAGGUGUUCACGGUCUGUCUCGUGGGCGGGCUGACCCCGAUCAAACAGCUGCGUUUACUGGAGAAACAACCCCAGAUCAUCGUCGGCACACCGGGGCGAAUUGCGCAGUUGGCCGGGUUGGUCACGGUGUCGAAGAAAAACACGAAUGAGGACGCGAUCUCGGAUAUCAAAUGCAAAAAUGUCUGGGUCUGGAAGAUUCUGAGAUUACUAUCUAAACUGCAGCAGCUGGUCAAAAAUGCAGGCGAGGGGUAUGUUCGGGGGUAUGUUCGGGGGUGUGUCAGGGGUAUGCAAAUGCUCCUCAAUCACGAGCGGACUGCAAUUUUUUGCCGAAAAACCAACAGGUGGGGUAUAAACAUACCCCAGACACACCCCAGACACACCCCAGACAUACCCCAGACAGACCCCCGAACAUACCCCAGGCAAAAAGUCCGAACAUACCCCAGACACACCCCGGACAAACCCCGCGCAGACUUUCGGACACACCCCGGGCAGACUUUCGGACACACCCCGGCCAAACUUUCGGACUUUGCCAUGUGAGGUUUGGAGCCGAAGCCCAGUCUGUCACGCGAGACCGUGCGGCCAAGGGGCGAAAGCCCUAGGCCAGCGCGGGGACUCGGUCCCCGCGUCAUGGCCUAGGGGCCAGCUGUAAGCGCUUCCCGGACACCGUGCGGCCAAGGGGCGAAAGUCCUAGGCCAGCGCGGGGACUCGGCCCCCGCGCCAUGGCCUAGGGGCCAGCUGUUGGCGUUUCCCGGGCAUGGUGUGGCCAAGGGGCGAAAACCCUAGGCCAGCGCGGGGACUCGGUCCCCGCGUCAUGGCCUAGGGGCCAGCUGUGAGCGCUUCCCGGACACCGUGCGGCCAAGGGGCGAAAGUCCUAGGCCAGCGCGGGGACUCGGUCCCCACGUCAUGGCCUAGGGGCCAGCUGUUGGCGUGUCCCGGGCACGGUGUGGCCAAGGGGCGAAAGCCCUAGGCCAGCGCGGGGACUCGGUCCCCGCGUCAUGGCCUAGGGGCCAGCUGUGGCUGUGCGCGCGCUUCCCGGACACCGUUCGGCCAAGGGGCGAAAGCCCUAGGCCAGCGCGGGGACUCGGUGGGCCCCCGCGUCAUAGCCUAGGGGCCAGCUGGGAGCGCCUCCCGGACACCGUGCGGCCAAAGGGCGAAAGUCCUAGGCCAGCGCGGGGACUCGGUCCCCGCGUCAUGGUCUAGGGGCCAGCUGUUGGCGUUUCCAUCCCGGGCGAGGUGUGGCCAAGGGGCGAAAGCCCUAGGCCAGCGCGGGGACUCGGUCCCCGCGUCAUGGACUAGGGGCCAGCUGUCGGCGCUUCCCGGACACCGUGCGGCCAAGGGGCGAAAGCCCUAAGCCAGCGCCGGGACUCGGUCUCCGCGUCGUGGCCUAGGGGCCAGCUGAGCGCGCUUCCCGGACAACGUGUAGCCAAGGGGCGAAAGCCCUAGGCCAGCGCGGGGGCUCGGUGGGGCCCCGCGUCAUGGACUAGGGGCCAGCUGUGCGCGCUUCCCGGACACCGCGCGCGCGGCCAAGGGCGGGGCAAAGCGAACCCUUAGGGCAGCGCGGGGACUCGGCCCCCGCGCCAUGGCCUAGGGGCUGGCUCGCAGCACUUCCCGCGACGCCGUGCGGCAAAAGGGCGAAAACCCUGCCUAGGCCAGCGCACGCGGGGACCCUCUCUGCCCCCGCGCCAUUGCCUAGGGGCCAGCUGUAAGCGCUUCCCGGACGCCGUGCUGCCAAGGGGCGAAAGCCCUAGGCCAGCGCGGGGACUCGGUCCCCGCGCCAUGGCCUAGGGGCCAGCUGCAGGCGCUCCCCGGCGACACCGUGCGGCCAAGUUAGGGGCGAAAGCCCCAGGCCAGCGCGGGGACUGCUCGCUCGGUCCCCGUGUCAUGGCCUAGGGGCCAGCUUUGGGCGCUUCGUUCCCGGACAACGAACGUGCGGCCAAGGGGGCUAGCUACGAACACUCCCCGGACACCACACCGCGCGGCCGAGGAUGGAAGGGGCAGAGAAAAGCCCCAGGGCAGUGCGGGGACUCUGUCGCCGCGUCAUGACCUGGGGGCCGGCUCCCGGCCCGGCACGCGCCAGUUAGUUUCUUUUUUUCUUUUAUCUUUGCGCGCGGCAGGCUAAUGAAUCUAGUGCGCGCAAGCAAGGGGGCCGCGUCCGCAGGCCCGUCGCGGGUCAGUGAAUGCAAGGCGCACCGAGAUACCUAGCUGCAGGCGACCUGCCUGGCCAGUGCCACCGCGCAGACAAAUGUAAUGCCGGAAGGUCGCCGCACGGGGACUCUGUCCCCGUGCUCGGACCUUGUUUGUCAUGCAUGUUUUGCAUGACCCAGGAUGUCCGUAAUGCACGACCUAGCAUCACAGAUUUUUAGAGAACUCCCUGAUGCCCACUCCGCAUGACAAACGCUCUCCCCGCGUAGCACAAACUAGACGCCUCUUGCUGGUCAUGCAAUGCAGAUUUUUUUAGAGUCCAAAGUUAGCAUCACAAGUUCACAUCUUUCCAGACCCAGACAUUUUUGCAUUUGAUCUCGGAGCAGUCACAGUGGCUGGUGGAAAACUUCAAGCAGGUGCAAUUUCUAUCGUAAGGAAAUAUCCCCCCUCCCCAUAUCAAAAACGAAGCCACAGAAAUAAAUUUGCAAUGCUAAAUUGUGACCACAAAUCGUCUCUGUCAUGCAAGAAGGCAACUGCACAGGCUCCGCCGCAUUAUCGAGGCAGUCGGUGAUGCUGUUGUGCCUAAAGCGUGGACAACGUUUGUAAUGCAAGGCGCCGACAUAGGCGCCUAUGAAUGUCGGCGCCUUGCUUCCCAGGGUUGUCAUGUGCCUGCAGUCCACUACCGCAAGACAAGUCUGAUUUGUUUACGCAAGUCCAGCAUCACAAAUUUCCUGGCCGAUAUGGGGUGGGGGGAUUUUUCCUUUCGAUAAUUUCUGAUCCUGGACGAGGCCGACCGGUUGGUAGAGCAGGGCCAUUUUCGCGAUUUGACCAAGAUCUUGGACUUUUUGUACAAGGAAAAAAAGGUGGACUUCAUUUUGAACCACAGCGACGCAGCAGGGAAAAAUGAUGCGAAGAGACAGAAGAAAGAAGAUGACACUAUUAACCCGAACGACAUCGAGCUCGGGGCCCGACGAAAGGCGGAGAAACUCCCGAGGCUGCAGACGUUGGUCUUUUCCGCCACAUAUGCAUUGCAAAAGUAUCGUACUAGUACAAAUGGCAUGACAAAUUUGCCCAGCAUGAGAAACGGAAUUUGUCAUGCUGAUUUGCCUUGGGGCGGAGAUUUGUAAUGCAUGACUGCAAUUACUACGAGUGCGAUACUUUUGCACAGGAUACCACCUUGGCGGAUGUGGAGCCGCUGAUGGAAAAGGUCCGGUUCUGCGCCGGCGCGUCGAAUGCGUCGAAAAUGAACAAACCCGUUGUGAUCGACCUGUCGCAGCAGAAGACGAGAUUGCUGGCUGCCGCAAGUGCUGCAACAAUAACUAAGAGCGGCAGCGUUUUUCCGGAAAAACUGCGGUUCGAAAGACUCAGUUUUACCAAAGAUGAGGACCGGGAUUGCUUGCUGUGUUACUACGUGCUGCAGCAGAUCGCCAUGCUGCAGCAAAAUAGUAGGUCAGGAGCUCCUGCUGAUGUUCGUGGAGCAGCACCGAGAACAUCAGCAUCGAAUAGCGAAGACGCAACAACUAUAGAUUGCAAAAAUGUCUGGGUCUGGAAGAGUGCAUGUUUGUCAUGCUUGUCUGGCAUGACUCUUAAAUCUGUCAUGUACGUUACCCAAGAAAAGCCCCAUUUUUCUGUCAUGCAAAAACGCACUCUGUCAUGCAGAAUAGGCAACACCUACAAGCUCAGAAACGUGUCAUGCUGAGCCAGCACUUGUGUACCUUGCUCAUGAUACGCCAACCAGCAUCACAAGUUUCCAGACCCAGACACUUUUACAUUUGAUAACAACACCAGCUUCUGUCACGACCCCGAAAAUGAUCGUGUUCACGAACGCGAUUUCCAUGGUAUCAAAUGUAAAAAUGUCUGGGUCUGGAAGAUUGCCAGGUUUGUCAUGCACAUUUUGCAUGACUUCUGAUGUCUGUGAUGCAUGCCCUAGCAUCACAGAUUUUGUGAGGGCUUCCUGAUGCCUAUACCGCAUGACAAAUGCUCUUUCCGUGUAGCAAAACUUGGACUCUCUUUGCUGCUCAUGCAAUACAGAUUUUUUUAGAAUCCAAGAUCAGCAUGACAAGCUGGAUUCUUCCAGACCCAGACACUUUUACAUUUGAUACAUGGUUUACCGGCUCUAUUCCCUUUUUGGCCUUCUCCUCGGGAGCGACGCGGGGAAGUCGAAACUCGCGGCGAUUGUGCCGCAGAAGGGUAGUACUAGGCGAAACAAUGGUCUUCAUGGUGGGAAAAAGAAUUUUUAUGCGGGAAAUUCAAAAAGGUCCGCGAACGAGUACCCAUUAAAUUGCGACGUUUUCGCCUUGCACAGCAACAUGUCCCAGAAGGAAAGGCUCAACAAAAUGGACAAGUUCCGAAACAGCGGGGUUGUACUAGAUCUUCAUGGGGUGUCCUCGUCCAGAACUUGUGAAGUAGAAGAUGGAAAAGAGCAGCAACAAAUGCAAAGUCCACCGAAGGACGCGGCCAUUCUGAUUUGCACCGACUUGGCGGCCCGCGGGCUGGACGUCCCAGAUGUGAACUACGUGGUGCAUUAUCAGGUAGAUAAUUAAACAACUGACUGUUUAUGUGAUUUUGAUAUUGAUUCUGUGAUGCAAAAGUCUCUAUUACAAGAAAAAAGUUGGCCUUCUAUGCAAUCUAUCAUGAUGACAAAGCUUUGAGUAAACAGAAGAACCGUUUCUCAAACAUUCGCAGUAAGUGACCGACAGAGCUGAAGCAAUCGUGCCGGUGGGGGUGUGUAGUUGUCAUUCUGAUGUAAUUUGUCGUGUACUAUUUUUACGUGCGUGACAGUAACUUGUCGGAGUGGUUUGCACCACAGCUCCGCCAUUGCGCGUUCAUUGUGCAGCGCAUGCGGGACAUUGCUUUACUUUCCUUAGAUGUCUGACGACAGGUUUUUUGCACCAGCAGCUGGUGCAUAUUUCUUGACUAUUAUUCGCACGACAAAUCUAGUCGCUCCUUAUCCAAAUGCGACGUGACAAACACAACUAAAGUGAUGAAUGCAAAAAGUGCCGCGCCAUCCAUUUUCGUCGAGUCGCCAUUAGCUUGGCCUCGCUGACAACAACUCAAAGGCAUCCUGAUUUGUGGCAGAAUUAUACUAGUUUAUUCGGAUAUAGAAGACGCGCGGAACAACUUGCCGUACAACGUCGUUGAAAAGGCCGUUAUUUUCAUUUGCAUUUCCGACUCGCCUAGCGCUCAACGUGCCUGCUUGCCUAUUCGGCGCGAAAUUAAAACGACCAUGACCGAAUAAUUUUCUUCCUCCAACAAAACAACAGGCUCCGCGUUCCUCCGAGAUUUUCAUUCAUCGCACGGGCCGGACCGCCCGCGCCGGCAAAGCCGGUACGGCGUUGAUCAUGCGUGCACCUGGCGACGUGCAGAAAUACGACGAGUUAGUAGCGCAGAAGAACCUUUUUGGCGAGAAGGGAGACGAACUAAUCUUGGAACUGGCGGUUCCGCAGGCCAAGAAGCUCCAGUCGCUGCGGCAACUGUUGGAAAAUUGUUCGAACUUGGAGAAGCAAUUGCACGAGGUGUCCAAAAAGCACAAAGAAAAGGAGUGGUUCAAGCGGCACAGCUAUCAACUGUAAAAAAGUCUGGGUCUGGAAACAUGUAAACUUCUGAUGCGCAUUUGAGACCAGAAAAAAAUCUGUCAUGCAUGGACCGCAAAAGUUGCUCAUUUCUUGUCACCAAAAGAGGGAACUUGUCAUGCGGAUUAGGCAUCGCCUAACCUGCUCAAAACCUGUGUUGCUAGGACUUGCAUGCGAGACCUUCUGUGACAUGCACAAGCAGCAUCACACUCUUCCAGACCCAGACAUAUUUGCAUUUGAUAACAGCAAGGAGUGCGAGCUGGACUUUUCCGACCUUUCGGACUCGGAGGACGGAGAUUUUGGCGGCGGUCACGACGGAGAUUUUGGGGGUGUGAAGAAGGAAAACAAGGAAAAACUAGCGCAAUUGUACAACCAGGUGAAACAAAAAUUGCAAAGCGUUUUGAAGUUGGGAUGACAUGAACUUACUUAAUACCUUCUAACCAACGUGGACGAUAUUCGAAUAUGAUGCGAUGAAUUACUGAAGAAAGUGAUGCAAGUGCGCGAAGAAGUGAAGAAAAGAAAAACGACAUACUAGUGUGGAAGAAUUUCACGUAC